AUGUACUCGAGAAAAGUAAUAGCUGUCAUAAGAAGAUACACGUCUAGAAACUUAAUAUCAUCUAAUAUUUUUAUUAGAAGACACGCAAAUCAGGCAUUGAGUAUUACAAGUUUUACCAAUCCAGGAAAAGAAUAUAUACGUCAAUUUCAGAAGCUUAUGCUCGGUACGAGGGCACUUAGUCACGCAAAUCUUUCGGCUUUGGAGGGAAUCGAUAUAGAUGACUCUUUUGGAGAAGAAAGCGCGUCUCAGAACUCUGCUGGUGGUGACGCCCAGCUUUGCGAAAACGAAAGCUCGACAAACGGAUUUGCUGACGGGCAUAGAGUAGGGAGGCAGGACCGGGAAUCAAAGGGAGGGUUUGGUAACACAGAGGAAAUGUUGGCAGAAUCGUUUGAAUUUAGUGAUAAUACACCAUCACUGCGACUAAAGUUACAGUCUAAUACGAAUUCGAAUACCAAGGAAAACGGCGAUAAGGAAGGUAAUGACGCAUUAGUGGAGCCUACUGAAGCAUAUGUAGAUGAUCUUUUUGAGUUCAGCGAUAGCGAAUUGUCCUCGCCUAGAAACUUUUCCAAAAACCGAGACAGAGUGACUGCAAAUCUGCAACAAAAAGAAGAAGAGCAUUCCCAAACUUUAGAAAGCAGUAGUAAGCUUAAAGUGAUUUCCCAGAGUGAAUCUUCUGGCUCUCGGGCGUAUGAUCCUAGUUUUGAAUUUAGCGAAGAGGAUAAUGAAGUACUCGCAGCCGUUGGCAAUACCUGCAAACACUCAUCACCAUCACCACAAAAAGAGAAUCAUGAAGAUUCUUCAUUUGAUCCAAAAGUGUCACCCACGGAACUUAGAAAAGCGUCUUUUCUGCUUCAUACACAAACACCAAUUAUCAAAGCUCCUCAACGACUGACAACUAUGAAACAUAUAAUAACAACAUCGCCAUCAAAAUCCGAAUCUCCCUCGAAGAAACAUAAUCCUGCUUUGCAGAUAAAGCUUUCCGAGUCACCAACGCGAAAACGAUUGAACUCUUGUCUUGAAUCGCCGCCUCUGGUUCCAAUACGAAACAUUUUAAAAGAUUUCAAGGCUCCUUGUCAAGCUGCGCGUUAUUACUCAACGGGGCUACAAUCUGAACAGCCAAAAAAGACUCCAGUAAAUUAUACUUUGCAGCUAGCCACACAAAAGCCAUCUAUAGAUAACGUGUCAGAAAAGGCUCCAGUGGAAACCUCUACAUUGAGCAAAAAGGUUCAGCCCAUAAUUUUAUCUAGAGAACAAGAAUCCGUCUUACAAAGGGUCUUGCUGGGAGUUUCCUUAUUCUAUACCGGAUCGGCUGGUACUGGAAAGUCCGUUCUUUUGAGAUCCAUUAUCAAGGCCCUUAAGCACAUAUAUCCCCAUGGAGUUGCAGUGACAGCGUCUACAGGAUUGGCUGCCUGUAAUAUUGGUGGUAUAACCUUGCAUAGUUUUAGUGGUAUCGGGUUAGGGAAUUCGAAUGUUGAAUCUUUGGUAAGGAAAAUAAGAAAAAAUAAAAAAGCACUGAGAAGAUGGUUGGAAACAAAGGUUUUGAUUAUUGAUGAAAUCUCAAUGGUAGAUGGUGCAUUAUUAGAUAAGUUGAAUGAAAUAGCCAAGAUAUUUAGAAAGAAUGAUGCGCCAUUUGGUGGUAUUCAAUUGGUUGCGUGUGGUGACUUUUACCAAUUACCACCUGUGGUUAAAAAGGUGAAUGCCGAAGGCGAAUUGAACGAAGAUGUUGAAGCAUUUUUUUCUUUUGAAUGCCUUGCUUGGAAAGAAACAAUUCAGGAAACUAUUAUACUAAAGGAGGUCUUUAGGCAAAAAGGUGACCAGACGUUUAUCGAUAUGUUGAACGAAAUGCGAGAUGGCAAAAUUUCAGUUCGAACAAUUCAAGAGUUCAAAAAGUUGAGUCGUCCCUUGAAGUGUCCUCCAGGUAUUGUUCCUGCCGAAUUAUUUGCCACUAGGUACGAAGUAGAGAGAGCUAAUAACAUACGACUUCGAGCAUUACCUGGAGAAGAAAUCUAUUAUAGAGCACAUGACACGGGGUCUUUGGAUGAGAAACAAAGAAUUGGAUUGCUAUCCAAUUUCUUGGCACCUCAGGAACUUCACUUGAAAAAAGAUGCUCAAGUUAUGUGCAUCAAAAACUUUGACGAAACUUUAGUGAAUGGAUCUUUGGGCACCAUUGUUGACUUUAUGGAUAAAGAUACAUAUAUGAAAGCCUUUCUGUCUGAAGAACAAGCGAACGAGAAUGGUAUAUUGAAAGAUUUUGUUUAUAGUGAAUCAGAUAUGCCUCAGGGCCCCACUACUACUGGCUCGCUCACACAAAAGAAUCAAACCGAGGAAGACCGAAGGAAGACAACAAGGAGGAUGGAUUUGAAUGAUAACUUAUUGGAUGACUUUAAAAACAAAAAGUGCCCCUUGGUGAGAUUUCUAUCUCCAGAUGGAGUAAACACUAGAACUGUGCUUGUUGAGCCGGAGGAAUGGACAGUUGAAGAUGAGGAUGGAAAAGUACUUGUUUCUAGAAUCCAAUUCCCUAUAAUGCUUGCAUGGUCUUUAUCAAUACACAAGUCGCAAGGACAAACUUUGACCAAGGUCAAAGUCGAUUUGAAAAAGGUAUUUGAAACAGGCCAAUCGUAUGUUGCUUUAUCGAGAGCUACUUCAAGAGAAGGUCUACAGGUGCUAAACUUUAACGUGAUGAAGGUCCGGUCUCAUCCCAAAGUUGUCAAGUUCUAUAAUUCGUUAGCCAUCUUGUCAUCAGAGGUCAAUUCUCGUGGUCACGGUCAACAGAAAUUGAACUUUAGAGUCAGUAGUUACGAGUGA
Molecule: messenger RNA, 2805 nt
Organism: Lodderomyces oxycetoniae
Lineage: Eukaryota; Fungi; Ascomycota; Pichiomycetes; Serinales; Debaryomycetaceae
Gene: PIF1
Product: DNA helicase
Exons: 1
Coding region: 1-2805 (934 amino acids)
Biological process (GO): DNA repair; telomere maintenance
Molecular function (GO): DNA helicase activity
Source: RefSeq, a predicted model, not a curated record